GUAAACUUUAUGAGCGAAAAAAAAUUUCGGUUUACAUAGAAGGGAAAGGCUAGUGGGAAGAAAUGGCUGGGAUUGCAUCUACUCUGGCCAAAAAGAGGGCAUUGGCCGCAGGCUUUGGUACCAACGCUAAUGCGGUCAAAUACAUGAACCAGGACUUUGAGGCGCUCAGAAGUCAGUGUUUGAGCCAAGGUGGACUCUUUUCGGAUCCAACUUUCCCAGCCGCGCCCCAGUCUUUGGGCUUCAACGAGCUUGGACCAAGCUCGUAUAAAACCAGAGGAGUCCAAUGGAAGAGACCCGGAGAGUUGUGCUCAAGGCCAGAGUUCAUUGUUGGAGGGGCCACCAGAACUGACAUCUGUCAAGGAGCUCUAGGUGACUGCUGGCUCCUGGCAGCCAUUGCCUCUUUGACACUGAAUGAAGAUGUGCUGGCCAGAGUUGUCCCCAGUGGACAGGGCUUUGGGGACAACUAUGCUGGCAUCUUUCACUUUCAGUUUUGGCAGUUUGGUGAGUGGGUGGAUGUGGUCAUUGACGACAGGCUGCCCACCAAAGAUGGAGAGCUGCUGUUUGUCCACUCGGCCGAGGGCUCAGAGUUCUGGAGCGCCUUGCUGGAGAAGGCCUAUGCCAAGGUGAACGGAUGCUAUGAGGCUCUUUCUGGAGGAUCUACCACUGAGGGGUUCGAGGACUUCACUGGUGGGAUUGCGGAGAGCUACGAGCUGAGGAAGGCCCCCUCCAACAUGUUCCAAAUCAUUAGAAAAGCCCUGGACUCGGGCGCACUGCUGGGCUGUUCCAUUGAUAUCACCAGCGCUGCAGAUUCUGAAGCUGUCACACGUCAGAAGCUGGUGAAGGGGCAUGCGUACUCCUUGACUGGUGCUGUAGAGGUGAACUAUCGUGGACGCAAGGAGAAGUUAGUCAGAGUUCGAAAUCCAUGGGGUCAAGUGGAGUGGACAGGGGCAUGGAGUGACAACUCCACUGAGUGGAACUAUGUUGAUGCCUCAGACCGUCAGAAUGUCAAAGCAGAUGAUGGAGAGUUCUGGAUGUCAUUCCAAGACUUUCUGAGCCAUUACUCUCGCCUGGAGAUCUGCACUCUGACCCCAGACACCCUGACGGACGACUCCUUCAAACACUGGAGCAUUUGUAAAUAUGACAGUAGCUGGAGGAAGGGCUCCACGGCCGGGGGUUGCAGGAACCACCCCCACACCUUCUGGAUGAACCCCCAGUUUGUGCUCAAGCUGGAUGAGGAGGAUGAUGACCCUGAUGACAAUGAGGUGGGCUGCAGCUUUGUGGUGGGCCUGAUCCAGAAGAACCGUCGCCGACUACGGAAAGUGGGAGAGGACAUGCACACCAUCGGCUUUGCCAUCUACGAGGUUCCAUCACAGUUUCAUGGCCAGAGGGAGGUGCACCUUGAUAAGAACUACUUCCUGACCCAUGCACAGAAGGCCCGGUCUGAGACCUUCAUCAACCUGCGUGAAGUCAGCACGCGCUUCAAGCUCCCCCCUGGAGAAUACCUCGUUGUCCCCUCCACAUUCGAGCCGCACAAGGACGGAGACUUCUGCCUGCGUGUCUUCUCUGAGAAACAGCACGAAACACAACCCUGUGAUGACCCUAUUGAUGCAACCCUGAACGAUGAGACAGUAUCUGAUGAUGAGGUUGAUGCAGGAUUUAGGGGCCUGUUUGUAAAGCUUGCAGGAGCUGACAUGGAGAUCUCUGCGGCUGAACUGAAGACUAUUUUGAAUAAAAUCGUCGCAAAACGCACUGACAUUAAAACUGAUGGCUUCAGCCUUGAAACCUGCAGAGUCAUGGUCAACCUCAUGGAUGACAGUGGAAAUGGCAAACUGGGAUUGGGAGAGUUUGCCACAUUGUGGAAGAAAGUCCAGAGGUACCUGGGUAUCUACAAGAAAAAUGACCUUGAUGGGUCUGGAACCAUGAGCACCCCUGAGAUGCGAAUGGCUUUGAAGGAAGCAGGUUUCACUUUGACCAACAACAUUCACCAGAUCCUUGUGGCUCGCUAUGCUGAGGGGGACAUGACCAUUGACUUUGACAACUUUGUGGCCUGCCUGAUGCGUCUGGAGAUGAUGUUCAAAGUCUUUAAGAAAAUAGAUAUUGAUGACAGUGGGUCCAUAGAGCUGGACUUCCAUCAGUGGCUGACAUUUGCCAUGAUCUAGAAGACCCCUGCAAGUCUUCAUCAAAAACCACUGUACAAGUUGAUAUAAGUAUAUACAUCUGUCAGUUUAACAGAACAAUAUUUUUUAUUAUUUUUAACACGUUUUGGAUUUCUCCAUUUCUGAAUGCUGCACAAUAUUGUAUGCAAGCAUUGUGGUGAAAUAACCACAGAAAUAAAAUUGCCAG
This is a messenger RNA of Megalops cyprinoides (Indo-Pacific tarpon), 2343 nucleotides long. RefSeq names its product calpain-2 catalytic subunit-like. Gene Ontology annotation, biological process: proteolysis. The coding region runs from base 63 to 2159 and encodes 698 amino acids. The transcript has 21 exons. Gene Ontology annotation, molecular function: calcium ion binding; calcium-dependent cysteine-type endopeptidase activity. NCBI's taxonomy places the organism in Eukaryota, Metazoa, Chordata, Actinopteri, Elopiformes, Megalopidae. Gene Ontology annotation, cellular component: cytoplasm. The record is from RefSeq and is a predicted model, not a curated record.